This is a messenger RNA of Silurus meridionalis, 1633 nucleotides long. Its product is annotated as C-type mannose receptor 2-like. The transcript has 5 exons. NCBI's taxonomy places the organism in Eukaryota, Metazoa, Chordata, Actinopteri, Siluriformes, Siluridae. Bases 164 to 943 code for a protein of 259 amino acids. The record is from RefSeq and is a predicted model, not a curated record.
AGCUCUCCGAACAUCAUGAAGUUGGAUCUGUUUCUUCUCCUUUGUCUCAGUGUAUCUCAUCAAUCAGAAAUUGUCAUGGUCUGAUGCUCAGAAGUUCUGCAGGACAAAGUACAGUGACCUGGCUAGGGUAAAGGACUUUAGCGUUUUGGCAAAGCUAACUAAUAUGGCAGUAGAUAGCGGUUUAACAUCAUGGCGCAUAUGGAUCGGACUGUACAACGACCUUGACAGUUGGCGCUGGUCUUUUAAUGACCUCUCACUGUCGAGUACAAACCUAACAAAUUGGUACUCUGGACAACCUGAUAAUUACAUGGGGCAUGAAGCAUGUGGAGGAAUCUAUGGUGCUGGGUACUGGGCAGACUGGGACUGUGCAGGACAAAGAUCCUUUAUAUGCUACGAUGCUGGUAACAGUGGUGCUGACAGAUUCAUAGGUGUCACUAAUCUUCAGCUCAACUGGUCUGAAGCUCAGACUUACUGCCGAACAUACUACACUGAUUUGGCCAGCUCCCUCACCCAGGCAGACAAUGACCUGUUAGCACAGAUAGUGUAUGUCCAGGGCUAUUCCUGGUUCGGUCUGUAUCGGGACACGUGGAAGUGGUUGAAUGGAACAGUGGCAUCAAACCUUCAGUGGAACCCUGGGCAGCCUAAUAAUGCUAAUCCCCAAGAGAACUGUGGGAUGUUGCAAGACAAAAUGAUGGGUGAUGAAAACUGCAACAGCCUACACUACUUUUUCUGUGAAAUCAUUCCACCAGUAAGGCAGCAGAUCAUGAAAAUUAAGGUGUCUGAUGUCAAGUCUGAUGGGAGUGUGUUUGAUGCUGCUUUUCAGCUGUCCAUUUUGGAGCUUGUGAAGAAGAAACUGUUGCAACAUGACAUGUUGGAGAACUCAACCGUGACCUGGAGGCUGCAGCCAGAUGAAAAACAUUUUUCCAAGAAAAAAAAAAAAUAGAAUGGACAAAACAUUCAUUGUAGUAUUUGUUAUUUAUUACUAUUGUAGCAAAUGUAGGGUCUUAGUCCUGUACAUUGUGCAUCAUACCAUUUAUUAUAUCCACAAAUUACACCACAUGCUUGUUUUCCAGCAUAAUUAUCAGGCUUUUCAAAGCUCCAGUACUGAAAAGUAACAUUAUUCAGUUGGAGGUGUUGAUAUCAUUGUACAAUCCGACCCAGGCAGCUGUUCCUAGACCUUUGCUUGCUGUUACUUUCUUCAUUUAUAACCAAUCAGUAUCACUUUUCCUGCCAGGUCAGUGUACAUCACCCUGCAGUGAUUCUGUGCAACAGGCAAUGACACUCUUGUCAGUAUCAGGUCAUAAUUGUGAGGGAGAGUUCCAAGGAAGGAUACAGUAAUUAGAAAAAGACCCAUUUUAAAAGCAUUUUAAUUUAUAAAACACAAAGAUACUUUACAACACUGUUCAGCAACUUGCAAAGACUAGGCACCAAAGCAAGAGUUAGCACAAAGGACCCAAAGAAUAGUCAGCUCAGACCAACAUACAGAAUAAUGAACAAAUUCUUUAUAAUAUUUUAUCAGAAAAAGACAAGUUGCAACAAAGAACUCCUCAUCUAUUUGUGUUUAUCUACCUAUAAGAUGUUAAAUAGUUAAACAUUGUAAACUUACACUGUUUAUUAUUUAAUUAAAUAUAUU